Messenger RNA from Nelumbo nucifera (sacred lotus), 3038 nucleotides. The record is from RefSeq and is a predicted model, not a curated record. Lineage: Eukaryota; Viridiplantae; Streptophyta; Magnoliopsida; Proteales; Nelumbonaceae.
CUGACCCAGCGCGGGGAGUCCGCAGUCUGCCGGGUGGAUUUGGCUCGGGGUCUAAGCUUUCUUGUCCGCCAACUUAUAGACUGAUUUUGCCUAAACUGAUAGACCCCGUGCUAGGGGUCUAAGAUUUCGUGUCCAUCACGCGAAUUAUACACUCCGCGAACGUCAAAAAACGCGCUAAACUGAUUUUGCCUCAAAGGUCGCGUAGCCGGUUUUCAUGAGGACCAUCAGAUCGUUUCGAUCUCAACCGUUGAUGCCUACGUAUAGUGGCUAUAAAUAGUGGGGGUCCUGGCCAUUUUCCUUCACCACAAAUCUUCAGUCGUAGUCUUGAGCUUGCGUCCAAAGCCUCCAGCUCGGGUUAGUUCUUCCUAGUCCGGUCUAUCUCUCCUUGGUGAGUCACCCUAGCUCUUCUUCAGUUUCGUUAUGUCUUCAUUUGAUAGCCAAUUAGACGAGCCUGAGGCACCCGAGGUGGGUACCUCGACUCAGGGUAACCCUACCGGAGUCCAGUCCCCUGAGGCACGGGAGGCCUCUAGUAACUUGGCAUCCACCUCUCACCGAGGUCAGAUGCCAGACAGGUGCGGACCCUCCACCAUGACCCUGGAGAGGCUCCGCCACCUUAUUCGGCAGUACAACCUGCCCAGGGAGUACACCUACAGUUUACCUGCGGGUAACUUUCCAUGGGAGCACCGCCCUGAUGAAGUCAUAAUCUUCUGGGAGCAGCUCAUAGCCGGGCUAUGCCUUCCCUUCCAUCCACUCAUAGUGGAGGUCCUGAACCACUUCAAUGUUACGAUAAACCAGCUUCACCCGAACUUGGUCCAUAACGUGGUCAGGACCAUCUCUCUCUGCUACGAGUAUGUCCUCCCCCUAGACUUGGACAUAUUUUGUUCUAUCCUCACCAUCAAGAAGAGCGCUUCAUGCGUUCUCCCCAAGCAUAGGAGGGCUUACUACUUGUCCCCUCGCCCGGGCUUUAAGUUGAUGCAUAAGCUUCCUAGCAAGAUCCCGGCCUAGAAGCAGGACUACUUUGUAGUCCAGAACCCUACGGGGUGGCCCUUCCCUACUCACUGGAGGGCAGCUAUCCAAGACCCCGACAUCAUCCUCGACAAGAAGACCAAGGAGACAUUCCAGUCAUGAGUUGAGGCCGGUUGUAAUUACAAGGAUUACACCACCGAGAGUAUGCUCAUCCAGGUCGGCUUGAGCCCGAGUAGGUAGUUAGUACCUUAGUUGUCUUGCCUGCUCCUUUCUUUUACUCGAGUGCUAAUGCCGAGCUCUGUUGCAGGUCUCAUGGAGGCAGAUAAGCUCAAGGGAGAUCAGCUCUUCAAGCACAUGAAGGGGAGGAAGAAGCGGGCUGCUAAGAUAGCUCGUAUCGAGUCGCCGCCAGCCCCCAAUCCUGAGCCCAAGCUUCCACCGGCUCUAACUUCCGAGCCUAAGCUCCUUGGGGCUCCUCCGAUCAUUGACUUGGAGGAGUCCAUACCACCAAGGGAACCUGCUACGAGGGCAGCAGCUGAGCCCGAGGUUGCCACCGGGGCUGCUGACGUAGCGGCUGUGGUCUCCGCCGAGCUCAUCCGUACAGCCGAGACGGCAGUCUCCAGCUCGGGGAGCCCAGAUGGGGGCCAAAGUAUCUUAGUCCCCCAGUGCGGUCUUCGGAAGAGCAAGGGGACCAUUUACUCCGAGGAAAUUUCAGUUUGGGCCGAAAUGCUCAACCCUACUCAGCUCGGAGCCCGGGCUGCCACCCACACUAUGGUGGCGAACUGCGUCGUGCACGCCCUCGCUCUUCAGUCUGAGAGGAACUUAAAGCAAGGUCUAACUGCCGAGGAGUCUUCCCGCGCUGCUCUGUAGCUCGUGAGCAGAUCCACCGGUUGGAGAGCGGCGCCAUGGCCCAGAGGGGCGUCAUCAUGGCGCUGACGGCGGAGAAGGACGAGCUAGCACGCGAGAAUGACGUGCUGAGGGGCGAGAUGGAGGUCCUCAAAGCGGAGCUGGCACGCGAGAAGGGUGUGUUGAGGGGCGAGCUGGACGCCCUCAGGGCGGAAGCGGAUGGCCUUAAGGAGAAUAAGAAGGCCCUCCUGCACGAGGUGGAGUUCCUCAAGGCGGACAUCGAAGAGAAGACCGAGAUCUUCACUUAGGUGAUAGAGGAGACGAAGAUCAAGGCAGUCGCGGAGUACAUCCAAUCUGAUAAAUUUGAUGUCAUUCUGGGGGAGGCCUACCGCAAGGGGUUCAAGCUCAACAGGUGGCUGAUAAGGCACAUGUACCCCGAGCUCGACACAAGCGCCAUCACCACCUCGCGAAUCACGGAUGAGAUAGCUCGGCAAGCCACAAAGGAUCCGGAUUCAAAGGAGGAGUACGGUGACGAGGAAGCAGACGCCCCCGACCAGCCUGAAGCUCUUGAAGAGGUCUCGCGCAGAGAUGAAGAUCCCCCGAAGUGAUUGCCUUUAUAUUCCGAGCCUGCGAGAUCAGUCUUUGUAGUUGUUUUUCUUUUUUGUUUUCUGUCAAGCUCGUUAUGCAAAACUUACUUGUUAAUGAAAUUGAUCUUUCUUUUUCCAUGUGUUGUUUUAUCCGAGCUAUCAUGGUUGAGUGUGCGAAGUGAUUGACAUAGUAGGGCAUAGUAAGGCAUAUGUUCGAACUGUCUUGUGGCAUACACCGAGGUGAUUGACAGUAAGGCAUAGUAAGGCAUGUGCCCGAAUUGUCUUCUGGCGUAUACCAAGGUGACUGGCAGUAAGGCAUGUGCCCGAACUGUCUUCUGGCGUACACCGAGGUGACUGACAGUAAGGCAUAGUAAGGCAGGAGCCCGAACUGUCUUCUGGCGUAUACCGAGGUGACUGACAGUAAGGCAUGUGCCUGAACUGUCUUCUGGCGUACACCGAGGUGAUUGACAGGCAUAGUAAGGCAUGUGCCCGAACUGUUUUCCGGCGUACACCGAGGUGACUGACAGGCAUAGUAAGGCAUGUGCCCAAACUGUCUUCUAGCGUACACCGAGGUGAGUUAAGCGUCGCGGAAUCUACCGGUCUGCUUGUACCCUCGACACAUUGUGUACUGUGGUGUCGACC